Messenger RNA from Rotaria sordida, 2154 nucleotides. The record is from the annotation of a GenBank genome assembly. Lineage: Eukaryota; Metazoa; Rotifera; Eurotatoria; Philodinida; Philodinidae.
AUGUUAAGACUAUUAAUAAUUUUCUUCAUAAUUAGUUUUAGUCAUCCUAUUCAAGCAAUAAAUAAAGAUGAUUUACUCGUUGUUGCUGUUGUUACAAAUCAAAAUGAUGGUUAUCAUCGUUUUAUUCGAUCAUUAAAUAUCUAUGGUUAUAAAUAUGAGAUUUAUGGUCUUGAUCAAGUCGUGACAAAUGCUGAACAAAAAAUGAAGAUUCUUCGAGAAAAUCUUGUUCGUUAUAAAGAUGAUAAAACAAAAAUAAUUCUCUAUACUGAUGGUUAUAAUGUAAUAUUAACUCAAGGACCAGAUUUUAUACUUAAUAAAUUUGAAACAUUGAAACCAGCUCGAAUUGUAUUUGGUGCUGAAGAUAUUUGUUGGCCUGAUCAAAAUUUACAAAAUGAUUAUCCAAUGGUUGCAAGUAAUGAAAAACGUUUUUUAAAUUCUGGUGGUUUUAUGGGUUAUGCUUCGAAUAUUUAUGAAAUGAUUACAAGUGAAAAUGAAAUUAAUGACGAACAAUUAUUUUUUACAAAAAUUUUUCUUGAUAAAACUCUUCGAAAUAAAUGGUCAAUUAUACUUGAUAAACGUGCUGAUAUUUUUAUGAAUUUAAAUGAUGCUAUUAAUGAACUUGAAUUACCAACUAAUGGAGAUGAAGUUUAUGUACAUAAUACUAGGACAGAUUCAAUUCCAACGGUUAUUCAUGGCAAUAGUCGUGCUAAAAAAAGUUUAAAUUAUUUAAGUAAUUAUAUUGCUCGUACUUGGUCAUCAAGUGAUGGAUGUUUACAAUGUAAAGAAAAUGUAUUUGAUGUAACACAAAUUGAUGAUCUUAAGCAAUGGCCUAUGGUUUAUAUCGCUUUAUUUAUUGAAUAUCCAACACCAUUUCUUCGAGAAUAUUUUGAAAAAAUAAUAAAAAUUACUUAUCCAAAACAACGUUUGGGUAUUUUAAUUCAUAAUCAAGUUGAGUAUCAUAAAAAUAUUACGGAGCAAUAUUUAAAAAAAUUCAAACAAGAUGAAUAUAAAUUCGUCAAAUAUUUGAAUGUCGUUGAUGAUAUAACCGAAGGUGAAGCACGAGAACAAGCAAUUCGUGAAUGUCAAAAUGAUAAAUGUGAUUAUUUAUUUAUUCUUGAUUCAAUAGCUCAUAUUGACCAGCCAGAUACAUUAAUUCAAUUAAUAAACUUUAAUCGAACUGUUAUUGCACCAAUGCUUUUACAACCUGGACAAACUUGGAGUAAUUUUUGGGGAGAUUAUUCUGAUCAAGGAUUUUAUCAACGAUCACCUGAUUAUAUGGAUAUUAUCAAUUACAAAAAAAUGGGUCUUUUCAAUGUUCCACAUGUUGCAAAUGUUUAUUUAAUCAAUGGAUCAUUUCUUCAACGUUUUACACCGAAAUAUAUUGAUUCUCAAAUAGAUCCAGAUAUAAAAUUUUGUCAAUCAUUACGAGAUGCUGGACAUUUUAUGUAUGUAAAUAAUGAACUAAAUUAUGGACAUUUAAUUGAUGCAGAUAAUUUUAAUAUUUCAUUAACUAAACCUGAAUUAUAUGAAAUAUUUAAUAAUGUUAAAGAUUGGAAAGCUCGUUAUCUUCAUCCAGAUUAUUAUAAAACUCUUGAACCAAAUGUAACACUUGAACAACCAUGUCCUGAUGUAUAUUGGUUUCCAUUUGUAACUAAAGAAUUUACUGAAGAUUUAAUUAAUCUAGUGGAAACAUAUAAUCAAUGGUCAGGAUCAUCACAUAAUGACGCUCGAUUAGCUGGUGGUUAUGAAAAUGUUCCAACAGAUGAUAUUCAUAUGACACAAGUCGGUUUACAAGAACAUUGGUUAUAUAUUCUUCGAGAUAUUGUUCAACCAAUGCAACAAAAAGUUUUUACUGGUUAUUAUAGUGAUCCACCAAAAGCUACACUUAGUUUUGUUGUUCGUUAUAUGCCUGAUCGUCAAAAUAAGUUACGACCACAUCAUGAUGCAUCAACUUAUACAGUUAAUCUUGCAUUGAAUGAUGUUGGAAAAGAUUUCGAAGGUGGUGGUUGUCGAUUUGCUCGAUAUAAUUGUUCUGUAGUAUCAACACGUCGUGGUUGGGGAUUAUUACAACCGGGUCGUUUAACACAUUUACAUGAAGAUUUACCAAUAACGAAAGGAAUAAGAUAUAUUAUGGUUUCAUUUGUUGAUCCAUAA